GCUUCACUUAUAUCAUCAAAAUUAAUGUGUAUGUGUGUGUGUGAUUUAAGUAAUAAUAUUUAAUAGAAAUCUGAAUUUCAAUUUUAAAUGCGCCUUUAUCUGUUUACGAGUGGAUAGAUCUUUAAUAUCGCUCAAUCCAUUGCCCAGUGCCAAUAUCAGUGAAGAAAAAAUCCAGCUAUUUAAUACAUGUUUAACUGUUCAAUAUAGACAAUAUAGAUUUAGUACAUACAAGAAUAAUUCAGAAUUUAUCAAAAUAUUAUGGAUGACGAGCUUGAAGAUCUAAUUCUAUAUCAGACUUAUACAUCACACAUGAAGCUUAUGUCGAAGUUUGCUGUGAGCAUUCCCUCCGGGUUAAAUGCUGGGAUUAACAGUCCACUAAGUUAUCUCUAUAGAAUUAUGCGAAUUUAUGCUUUGAAGCCAGAAGUGCUUGUUUGUGGCAUGAUUCUGGCAAUUAUUUUAUUUUAUAUACAAGCUGUGGAUAUUUGGGCUAAAGCACUUCUAGGAAGAAUUCAAUAUACUCUGGGACGUACCACUAAGGUAUCCAAACUGCAAUUCCUAGUUAAUGACUCAGUGAAUAAUGCAGUAAAACUUAGUUGGGAAUUAAAACAAGGUCACAUCGCAGCAUAUGCUGUGCAAGGUCACAGGGCUCGGAUGGAAGAUCGCUUUGUAGUGAAUGAAGACGUGAACAAUACUGGAGUUUCUUUGUUUGCAGUAUUUGAUGGCCAUGGUGGAGAGUUUGCAGCCAACUAUGCUCGUGACAAACUUAUCUCUAAUAUUAAUAAAAAGGUUCUUGAAUUGAAGAAUAUGCUGGCUGGCAAAGUACUUACUUUUGAGAAUCAAUUGACUAAAGAUGAAUCAGAAAAAAAGAAAGAAGACAAUAAGAUAGAUGAAAAAUCUCCAGAGCAGAAAAGAAAAUCUUUUCGUAAAGUUGCAAGUACAUCUUUGACAGAUGAUUGUAUGAAAAAAACUAUUGAAGUGACUGAUUCAGAGUUGCUGAAUAAAUUGGAGAGUAUAACACCGAUUACAAGAAAGGUCAGACCAUGCAGACAAAAUGAGGAGGAAGUGCCCAAAGUGGACAUAAUGAAAUAUCUUGAAGGAAAUAAAAUUAAUUAUGGCAAGCUUCUAACAGAUGAAGUUCUAGCAGUUGAUCGAUUGUUGGUAGAAUCUGCUAAAAAACAUAUGGAUGUUGCUGGUACAACUGCUUUAAUUGCUCUUUUGGAAGAUAAUAAACUAACAAUAGCAAAUGUUGGAGAUUCUAGGGGAGUAAUGUGUGAUGGAAAAGGCAAUGCAAUUCCUUUGUCUUUCGACCACAAACCUCAACAAGAAAGAGAAAGGAAAAGAAUAAACAAAGCUGGUGGUUUGGUAACUUUUAAUGGUGUAUGGAGAGUUGCUGGUAUAUUAGCGACUUCUCGUGCUCUAGGAGAUUAUCCUUUAAAAGAUAAAAAACUCGUCAUUGCUGAUCCGGACAUUUUAACGUUUGAUUUGAAUGAUCAUAAUCCUAUGUUUAUAGUACUGGCAUCCGAUGGCUUAUGGGAUACGUUUUCGAAUGAAGAAGCUGUAGCUUUUAUUAAAGAGCGUAUCAAUGAACCACAUUUUGGCGCGAAAAGUAUUACACUGCAGAGUUUUUACAGAGGGUCUGCAGAUAAUAUUACAGUCGUUGUGAUUAAUUUGAAGGAUCGCAAAUACAGCAUAUCAGAGGCUAAGAAGAACCAAUUAUAAUUUUUACAAUGAAUAUAUUUUUUCAUUGUAAAAUUACAAAGAUCUAGUCAUCAAAUUUAUCUAAUUUGUUGCAUCUUAAUUAAUUUAUUACAACUCUAACACUGCAAGCAUUGGCAUA
Camponotus floridanus (Florida carpenter ant) is the source of this 1837-nucleotide messenger RNA. Its product is annotated as protein phosphatase 1L. The transcript has 8 exons. Gene Ontology annotation, biological process: protein dephosphorylation. Lineage: Eukaryota; Metazoa; Arthropoda; Insecta; Hymenoptera; Formicidae. The record is from RefSeq and is a predicted model, not a curated record. Gene Ontology annotation, molecular function: protein serine/threonine phosphatase activity; cation binding. Bases 259 to 1719 code for a protein of 486 amino acids.